Oncorhynchus kisutch (coho salmon) is the source of this 1094-nucleotide messenger RNA. Its product is annotated as cytochrome c oxidase subunit 4 isoform 2, mitochondrial. Gene Ontology annotation, cellular component: respiratory chain complex IV. The transcript has 5 exons. The record is from RefSeq and is a predicted model, not a curated record. Lineage: Eukaryota; Metazoa; Chordata; Actinopteri; Salmoniformes; Salmonidae. Gene Ontology annotation, biological process: mitochondrial electron transport, cytochrome c to oxygen. Bases 131 to 664 code for a protein of 177 amino acids.
GUAACUCAGUAGCCAGUUAGCCCAUGGAUUUGACUUGUUCUGUGAUUGCAAGUUAGUCUUUGAAGUCCCUAAAGAAACUAGGCCAUUUCAUCUCAACCUUUGUUUUUACGGCAUUGUGCAGAGAGGGAAGAUGCUUCACCUGACAAAAGGAUGUGUGGGGUGCUUGCUUUCCAGGCGACCAGUUUUGGCACUGACCAACAGUGGUGCAAGGAUGUCAAGCCAUGACCACCACGUGGUCUCCAACAACUUGGACAUGUCCCAGCCAAUGUACUCGGAUCGUCUGGACACCCCUCUGCCAGACAGACCAUGGAAGGAUGUCCUCGACUCUACGGAUAAGAGCCUGAAACAGAAGGAGAAGGGUCCCUGGACUGCGCUGUCCAAGGAGGAGAAAAUCACCUUGUACAGGCUGAAGUUCAACCACACCUAUCCUGAGAUGAAGAGGCCGUCCCAUGAGUGGAAGACUGUGAUUGGUGGGAUGUUCAUCUUCUUUGGCAUCACUGGUCUGGUGGUCUUUUGGCAGUGCCACUAUGUGUACCCACCCCAACCUCAUACCUUUGGUGAGGAGUGGCAGGCUAAGCAGAUCCAGAGGAUGCUGGAUAUGCGGAUCAACCCAAUCGAGGGCUUCUCUGCCCAGUGGGACUACAAGAACAAACAAUGGAAGUAAAGGAAGGGAAUAGACCACUGGCUGAAGGAGGAAUGGUUCGACUUGACACCUUGAGCCUCUGUUCAGCCGCCAUAAUGGCAAUCCAUCCAUUCUCUUACGGUUGAAGUAAUAAAUGACUAAACUGGUUUCCUUCGUUCUCCAUCUGAGAAAACAGUAUAUGGGCUGCUUGUCCUCAACCUAAUUUCUGCUUUAGUGUUCCUGUGGUCGUCUGUCUGAUUUGGCCGUAAGUGAAUGUGUCAGGACCAACAACAAAAACAGCCUACAUUUGUUUUAUCCCCUUGCUGAAACGCUCUAGAGGAAUUUCUACACAAAUGGUAACUGUUCAAAGUAUCACUGUGUACACAGACUCCUUGUGCCUUUCUUUCCUUUCCUAAUAUCAGUUAACAUUGCAAAGAAUGUUAGUUUUGUAGAAAUAAAAAAAUCAGUGUUC